UGCCUCUGAGGCCCCUCGGGACGUCUGGGCCCCUGCCGGUGCACAGUCACUGGUCUUUGGAGCCGUGCCCAGCCAGGUGCGCACGGUCGCCCCUCGCCCCCGCAGGCGCCCUUUGCAGACGCGGACCAGCGCGCCGCCGACACACCUCCAAGCUCCCGGAGCGCGCCCGGCACUAAGGGCUCAGCGGCAGGUGCUUCGCCGCGCAGACUCGCCGGGCGCAGGGACCGGCUUGGGCGCGGGGCCGGGUGGGGCGGGGCGGUGGCGCGCGUUCCCCGCUGGCCACAAGGGCCGCCCUGCGCCCGGCGAGGGGCGUGUGCGCGGGCCCCAUGUUCACGGAGCUAAGGACCAAGCUGAGCCCCCCGCGAGGCCGCGCCGGGGCUGUGCGCGCCGGCUUCGGGGAGCGCCGAGAUGUGGACGCCACUGCGCACUUCAGCUUCUGCCGCACCCUCCUGGAGCACACCGUGUCGGCCGAGAGCAUCCCCUGCCACCUGCCCAGGACCCCGGGCACCAGCCUCACCUGGCACGACUCCCGAGGCCAGAGGGCAGCUGGCGGCCGGCCGGUCAAGCUCCUGCAGCAGCCCGGCACCGAGGCCGCCCAGGGCCGGCCGUCCUCGGACCGCUGCGGCCUGUACCACACGAGCCCCUCGCUGGGGGGCCUGACGAGGCCUGUGGUCCUGUGGAGCCAGCAGGACGUCUGCAAGUGGCUCAAGAAGCACUGUCCCCACAACUACCUCGUCUACGUGGAGGCCUUCUCCCAGCACGCCAUCACCGGCCGGGCACUGCUGCGGCUGAACGCGGAGAAGCUGCAGCGCAUGGGGCUGGCACAGGAGGCCCAGCGGCAGGAGGUGCUGCAGCAGGUGCUGCGCCUGCAGGUGCGCGAGGAGGGGCGGAGCCUGCAGCUGCUCAGCCAAGCUUCCUUCGGACACAUGUCCUAGUGCCGCCCGAGGCCGGAGCCCCAGACCCCAGCACUGUGACCGGAGCCCGCGGCAAAGACGGGGCACAGCUCCUUCCGGACCUUCAGGGGCACCCGGGGCUGAGCCUGGCCCAGUGGACGGGUGGGACCGGGCUUGCCUGCUCCAGCCACCGCUGGCCGUGCGCCCCGGCUGUGCCGGGGGUUGGGUGGGUAGAGGCUCCGGGAGUGUGGGCCCGCCUCCAGGACCCGAGCUCCGGCCCACCCCGGGUGCUGCCGGUGGUGUUCGGGGCAGCCACCUGGAGCCAAAGCAGGGUUCGGACGCUCCCCCCACAACUCCCAGAGGGUGUGUAUUUAUAUUUCCUUCACCUCUAUCUUCUGGGGGUCCUGUCCUCUCCCAGGGCCAGAGGUCUGUCUGCCCACCCAUCCAGUUUCACGCCCUCCCUGUGCCCACUGAGGACUGCCCACAGAGGUGGGGAGAACUGCCCAGCUCCCCUUGCUGGGUGCCCACCCCCCACCCAGGCCCAGCGUCCACCCAGCCAAACGGACCCUGCCCAGCACCUCCCCUCCUUAUGUACGGGACCCUCACCACGCCAGCAGCCUUUCACAGGACGGAGGAGGGGCAGGUCCAGGACCGCCCGAGCACACAGGACCUAACGCUGUGCAGCGGGGACCCAGCACUCAGAGCCAGGCCGGGCCAGUCCUCUCAGGCUCAUGGAGGCCACCCAGGGGGCACAUCAGUGGGCGGGCACUCCCACUGCCCCUUGCCCAGGAAAACCCAGGUUCUCACAAGAGACUGGCCUGAGGGCCAUGCCUGCCCCCCGCCCUGGCUGGCUGCUGACCACCUCUCCUGAGGCCCGAAGGCCCGAGGCAGGGGCCGGUGCAGCCCAGCAGGGGGACAGGGAGGGCUGUCCUGCAGUCCCCUCCCUUGGGCUCCCCCGCCUGCCACUGCCUAGGGGGCCCCGAGAAUCCCAGGGACCGGUGAGGCCGAGCCCCAGCCCCCUCUCUGUGCCCUGAGCUGGCCCCAGCACGAGAGGUUGGUUGUUUCGGUCCCGAGUGUGGAAUUUGGGCAUGUGGCCUGGUGCUCCCCGCCCCCAGUGAGCCCCCAUGGGAAGCCCCCUUGUCCUGUCUGGCGCCCCAAGUUCCCCCCCUCGUGCCAUCACGAUGUUGCCCUUUCCAGGGGGCCCCUUCCUCCUCUGCCCCCUUCUCCCACCUCCAUCUCGCCCCUGCCCCCGCACCGAGUUCCUGUUUUGUCUUCUUGUUUUGUGUUCACUUUUUAUAUUCUGAUAAAAAAAAAAAGACCAGAAAUAAACCUGAUUCUCAAGUG
Phyllostomus hastatus (greater spear-nosed bat) is the source of this 2237-nucleotide messenger RNA. It is a transcript of the gene SAMD10, whose product is annotated as sterile alpha motif domain containing 10. NCBI's taxonomy places the organism in Eukaryota, Metazoa, Chordata, Mammalia, Chiroptera, Phyllostomidae. Gene Ontology annotation, biological process: cell surface receptor protein tyrosine kinase signaling pathway. The record is from RefSeq and is a predicted model, not a curated record. Gene Ontology annotation, molecular function: protein binding. Bases 327 to 935 code for a protein of 202 amino acids. The transcript is spliced from 5 exons. Gene Ontology annotation, cellular component: cytoplasmic side of plasma membrane.